This is a messenger RNA of Daphnia magna, 1526 nucleotides long. RefSeq lists its product as uncharacterized. NCBI's taxonomy places the organism in Eukaryota, Metazoa, Arthropoda, Branchiopoda, Diplostraca, Daphniidae. The record is from RefSeq and is a predicted model, not a curated record. Gene Ontology annotation, cellular component: membrane. The transcript has 4 exons. Bases 201 to 1496 code for a protein of 431 amino acids.
CUGUGCGCAUCGUCUUGUGAGUUGAGUAUUUGAGAUUAUAAAAAUUGGCCUUUUUAAUUUGGGCUCUUCUAUUUGGCGCUUGUAGUAGUAGUUUCAAUCACUUCAGCGUUCCAUAAGUGUUAUGGGGAACUAUCACAUUUACAUGGUUGGGAUUUUGGCGUUCAUCAUCGUGCGCUGCAGAUGUAGGCCUAUCGGCCGAGAUGGACACGAUACUAUCAGACAACAACACAACUGCUGAAGAUGAUUGCAACGACGAGUAUUACUCGCCUUGCAGUUGCCGAAGAGAUCGUUACAAUAACCAGAGUAUUUUUGUCGUGUGCUCUAAAGCUUCCGUUACGCAAGUGCGGGACGUUUUCAGACGAUCUACUCAUCCGCAGAUGUACUCGUUCAGCUUUUUGGCCAACCACAACGAUCCGCCAAUGACAAUUUAUGCGGUGCCUGUUGACUUUUUGGCAGACAAACGAGCAACACGCAUUUCCCUUUACGGUUAUUCAAAAGGCUCGUCGUGGCUGCCCAAAUUGGCCAUCGAUUCUUUAGCUUUCCGCUCGACGAAAGCAAACGUCAGAUUUCUAGAGCUUUCCUAUUGGGACUUGCUCUUGCAAACCGACUUUAGCUUUUUGCAAGGGUUUCACGGGUUAGAGCAGUUGACGCUGUCGUUCAAUGACAAUUUGGCGGCUUUCCAAUACCUUCCGGUUCCGUUUCCAGCUCUGAGGUCCCUUUACAUUCAUCACUGCAGUGACUUGAAACAAGCCCCAUUUCCCAAUUUGACUUUAUCGAACAGCAAUUUAGAGGAACUGUCGAUGCCGUACAACGAUCUAGACGAUCAAACGGUCAACGAGACACUAGCGUCGCUCGUUGCUGGAGGUUUAUCCAACUCGAUUUCGAGCAUCGACGUGAGUGGCAAUCGGUUGACGACUAUGCCCAAUCAAAUUGCGUUCUUCUCGCAUCUAACUUCGCUGUUCGUCACCGAUAAUUCUAUUUCAUGGAUACCCUCAUCUUCGAUAAGCUUCACGUCGCCCCAUAUUAAUGUGAAUUUCCUACACCUGAAUGGCAACAACAUUAUUGGCAUAGAGAGUGAUGCAUUCAAAGGCAAUUUCUCGACGACCCAAGUUGGUUUGAAUUUCAACCGACUCACCUUAUUCGAAGAAAAUGUCUUUAAGGAUAUGUUGGAGCAAAUGGUUUCCAUCCAGCCGGCCAUCGGUUCCGUCAUCGUUUCCUCAAAUGCUUUCGUUUGCGGAUGCGAUCUGGCCUGGCUGAUUCGUGAUCAUCGUCACCUGCUUCCGGUCGUGAAAGGCGGAGUUUGUUCGUCAAGGAUGUCUUUCGAGGAGUUGGACCCCCAAUCGUUUGUUGGUUGCUAUGAACAGACAACAGUUGAUUCCUUGACGACUGACAACAGUUCAUCAAACGGGGCCUUUUCUUCGGCAACGGCCAAACUAUACAUCCUGCAGCUUAUUGGUCUUACAUUCCUUACUUUUGUGCAAACCAUGCAACUGUAAUAGGAUGAUGAAUGAAUGCUACUUUUUCGC